Molecule: messenger RNA, 720 nt
Organism: Maniola jurtina (meadow brown)
Lineage: Eukaryota; Metazoa; Arthropoda; Insecta; Lepidoptera; Nymphalidae
Product: spore coat protein YeeK-like
Exons: 1
Coding region: 1-720 (239 amino acids)
Source: RefSeq, a predicted model, not a curated record
AUGAAAAACAUUGUGUUAUUUGGUUUGGUGUUGACCAUAGCGGCCGUCUACGCAAGAGACGUGCGGCAGAAACGAGAGGCAGAUCUAUUGGCGGCAGCUUCCCACCAUUGGGAGAAAGGUGGCGGUGAAACCUAUCAUGGUGACCAUCAUGGAGAACACGGAGAAGAAGCCGAGAAGGGCUACAAGGGAUAUCACGAAUCCGACAAAGGCAGAAAGGGACACUCCCUGCAUGAAGGACAUAAAGGUCAUUACGAUGAAAGCGGUGGACAUGAGAAAGGACACCACCAUGAUGAUGGCUACUUUGACGAACACCACCAGGGCGAGAAGGGCGAAAAGGGGCACAGUUUCGAAGAGAAGGGACAUUUCCAUAAAGGACACUCCACUAAGGGUCACAUUGGAGUUCACAAAUUAGAUGAGUUCAAGAAAGAUAAACACUUCCAUGAUAAGCACGGCGAGUCCGGUUUCGAGGAAGGCUAUGGCGGACACCACCACGAGGGCGGGUACAAGAAAGGCGGUGACUUCCACAAAGGGCACUCAGAAGGCGGUUUCCAGGAACAUGAAUUCGGAAAGAAGGGCCAUCACGAAAACGGGGGUUACCACAACGACCACAAAGGACACCACGAAGAAGCCGGCGACGAUGCGCACUGGGGGCACCACGCAGGGCAUGGCGACAAGGGUGCCCACGACGAACACAAACAUUGGGGCUGGGAAGGACACUAA